Messenger RNA from Dictyostelium purpureum, 1473 nucleotides. RefSeq lists its product as uncharacterized. NCBI's taxonomy places the organism in Eukaryota, Evosea, Eumycetozoa, Dictyosteliales, Dictyosteliaceae. The transcript has a single exon. The record is from RefSeq and is a predicted model, not a curated record. The coding region runs from base 1 to 1473 and encodes 490 amino acids.
AUGAAUUUGCCCAAUUAUUUGUAUAAAAAGAUAUUAGAAAUAAUUUUUAAUUAUAUUUGCAAAAAUUUUCCAAUAAAAUAUUAUGGUCGAUAUGAUAUAAAAAAUAAUAAUGAAUUUAUUAGAUAUUCUUUGGUAAAUAAAUCAUGGUUUAAAUGUGUAUCAAAAAUAUUGGAAAGAAAAAUUAGAAAUAAAAACUUUGGUGUUUUUAAAAGUUUUAUUGAAUCUCCUACAACUCCAAGUGAUUACAAAUUAAUAAAAUACCAAAACUCAACAAUAGUAUUAAAAAACUUGACAAUUAAUGGUUACAAUGGAUGGGUGAAAUCCAUUGAAAAAUGUUCCGAACAGGUUAAUAAAAUUUUAAUAAAUUUAAAUAUCAGUUCUUCAAACCCAGUAAAUGGUCUAGAUUUAAUUCAAAAUAAUUUUAUUUUCAAUUUAUCUUUUUCAAAUACUACAGCAACAAAUGUAUUUUCUUUAGUUCAAUAUUUCAGUAAGGAAAAUAGUUUAAAUAAAAUCAAAAAAAUCAAAUUAAAUCACCAUAUAGAUGUUUUGUUUUCAAUUUUGGCCUUUAAUGUUAGCAAUAUUAAGUUUUAUGAUGCCAGUAAUGGUGUUGAUAUAGAAGAAAGAGUUAAUAAUAUUAAAUUGAAAUUCAAAUCAAAUGAUGGUAGUUUAAAAGUUCAAGAUUUAUUAUGCUUUCCCAAAAAUGAAGCUACAGCAUACAAUAUUCCAAACCAUGGGUUAAAAAAGUUUAGUGUUAAUACAAACAUUAAAAUGAUUUUAGAUAACAUGGAUCAAAGUUUCCUUAAGAGUUAUGAAGAUAGGGAAGAUCAACUUAAAAAAAACUUAAGUAGUUGGGAUACUUUUAUCGAUAAGCUAUCAAAGAAUAAAGAAUUAUAUUCUCUUUCAGUUGGAGUAUAUGGAUUCUUUAGAGAACUCGAACCAAAAUUAAUAAACAAGGGUUUCAAAUCAUUACUUUCAAGUCCUUCUUGUAUUAAGAGCCUAUCGUUUUUUGGUGAAAUAGAUUCAAAUAUUUAUGAAGGUUUGGCUUUAAAUAGAUCAAUAAAGAAUGUUUCAAUUCCAAUAAAGUAUUUUAGUUCAAUGGUAAAAGAAGUAUUGGUUAAUAAUAAAACAAUCAAAAAUUUAUAUGUUUUACAAAACGAAUCUAUGGAUAUUUUAAAUUGUUUGAAAGAACUAAUAGAAUAUUCAGAUAAAAUAGAAUUGUUCUCAAUAACUUUCGAAAUUUAUACAAGUUUUAGAUAUAUUUCAAAUUGUAUAGAUUUAUUAUAUUCGCACCACUUUAAUAUUAAAGAAUUUAAUUUUUUAAAUCGUAAAGAUAAUAAUAUCAUUGUACACCCUAAUCCAAAUAAUUAUAAAUUAUUCCAAUUAGUUUCGAAUAACUCAAUAGUAAAUAUUUCAUCAAGAGACACACCAGAAAUCAUAAAUAAAACAUCAUGGGAUUUUGUUAAAAAUCUUUAA